ACACACACACACACACACACACAUCACAUCCACAAGUUGCUUCCGAGCGCGCCACGGGAUGACUUUUGCGCACUGCAGGGUAAAUGUGCCGUAAAAGAAUACCCGCAGAGCUCAUUCAGAGAAACGCCGAAGAGAGAUCCGAGUGCAUAUCUUCUGAUGAGUUUUUGGGGUUUCCAUCUUCGGAGCCUGUCUCCCUCCGCAGGACCCUGGUGUUCCCAUUCCGUAGCCAAACAGGCGUUUUAGGUGUGAUGUAACGCUUUUUAUAUCAGCAGCUCACUCCACAACUGUUACUACUGUCGCCUCCUCUCCCAGAGGAUGGGACCCUUCAAACUCUAAAGUGAGAAGGCACGAGCGUCAAACCAGAGAGAGAGAAACAAGGUGCAAAGCACAGAGGAAAAGAAAGAUGGAGUCCAUAUUAUCGGAGCAGUCGGCCGCGGUGGACGAGCUGGUGGAAGCGAGCAUCCAAGCCUUCGAUGAGGGCGGCACUUUGAAGGAUGCUUCCUUGGUUCGCAUGUUUCUAAUGAUGCACCCUUGGUAUAUCCCCUCAACCGACUUGGCUAAGAAGCUAGUGCUCAAAUCUCAAGAGGAGAGCAGCACUGCUGAGCGCCGAACAAGAAUAUGCCAUCUGGUCAAGUACUGGAUCUCUGAGUUUCCAGCGGAGUUCAAUCUGAGCCCAGAGCUGGCCGACCAGAUCAAAGACUUUAAAGACCUCUUGACCACCGAGGGCAACGAGAGUCAGAGUCGGCUCAUUGACCUCGACAGUGUGCCAUCAUAUAAAUGGAAACGGCAGGUAACUCAGCGUGUCCCAUCAGUGUCCAAAAAGAGGAAGAUGUCCCUGCUGUUUGACCACCUUGAUUCCUGUGAACUGGCUGAACACCUGACCUACCUGGAGUACAAAUCCUUCUGCAAGAUCCUGUUUCAGGACUACCAUAGCUUUGUGAUGCAUGGCUGCACAGUGGACAACCCCAUCCUGGAGCGUUUCAUCACGCUUUUCAACAGCGUCUCCCAGUGGAUCCAGCUGAUGGUGCUCAGCAAGCCCACCGCCCCGCAGAGAGCCGCUGUCAUCUCCCACUUCAUCAGAGUGGCACAGAAGCUGCUGCAGCUGCAGAACUUCAACACGCUGAUGGCUGUGGUGGGCGGCCUCAGCAACAGCUCUAUCUCUCGCCUCAAAGACACGCAGAGCCACAUCAGCGCCGAGACCAACAAGGUAUUUAACAACCUCAUUGAACUGGUGACUUCAUGUGGGAACUACAGUCAGUACCGCAAGCGCUUCUCUGAGUGCUCGGGCUUCCGAUUCCCGAUCCUCGGCGUGCACCUGAAAGAUCUGAUAGCCGUGCACGUGGCACUGCCAGACUGGGCUGACAAAGAGAAAACGCGGGUCAACCUGGCCAAGACCCAACAGCUGUACGCCAUCCUCCAGGAGCUGGCGCUGAUCCAGACCAUGCCGCCUCACGUCGACGCCAAUACAGACCUGCUCAACCUGCUCACGGUGUCUCUGGACCAGUACCACACAGAGGAGGAGAUCUACCAGAUGUCUCUUCAGAGAGAACCUCGCAAGCCAGCGCAGAACUCAAGCCCCGCCCCCGCGUCUGACCCCAAGCCCACUGUGAUUGACGAGUGGGCUGUGUCGGUGAAGCCCAGCGCCGACCCCACCAUCAUCAAGAAACACAUAGAGAAGAUGGUGGAGUCGGUGUUCAAGAACUUUGAUUCAGAUGGAGAUGGCCACAUCUCCAGGGAUGAAUUUGAAGCAAUCAGGAACAACUUCCCAUACCUCAGCAAGUUCGGAGAACUGGACAAGAACCAAGACGGGAAGAUCAGCAGGGAGGAGAUGAUAGACUACUUCAUGAAAGCCAGCUCUCUGCUCAACUGCAAGAUGGGUUUCAUCCACACUUUUACUGAGAGCACAUACGUCAAGCCCACGUUCUGCGAGCACUGCGCCGGCUUUCCCAUGGCUCCUCUCCUCUCAGACUCCCCCUGGUUGGCAGAGUUGUUGUCAGGCACAGUUGACCUAAGCGUGCGUGUGUGCCAGUGCUCGUGUGUCUGCAUGCCGUGUAGAAGCUCGUUCCUGUCACCGCUGGCUCUUCCGUUCGCCCCGAUGUUUCUGUUUGCACCCGUUCCUCUGUCUGACCCUGUCCCUCUCUCUCCAUCUUCCCCUUUCUUCUUCCCAUCUCGCCUCCUUUCUCGGCGACUCUCCGUACCUCUCCUCCAACCCGCCCGUCCUCUCCUCCUCUCCCGUCACCUCUCUUUGCCGCUCUCCUUCUCUCGCCUCAUGAAUGCUCCGGCGGCAGCUUGCGGUGUGAACUGCCACAAGGCCUGCCGAAGCCGCCUGGCUGUCGAAUGCCGGAAGAGGACGAAGAGCAUAAGCCACGAGACGCCGCCGGCUCUCCAGGCCAGAUCCUACAGCUUCCCUCCACCUGCUAACACCCCUCCCAGCCUGCAGAACACAGUAAUUGUUGAAGAGGAUAUAGAGACAGUGGAGGAAGGAGUGUUUGAUGUCCACCUAUAACCAGAAUCCCUCCUACGGUUGGUGUGCAAGAUGCCAAAUCAGCGUCAGAGUGCUGGGAGCCAGACACAGAAUGUGCUACAGUAUGUCAGCUUUACAACCCUCAACACUGCUGAGAAACUGCACUGAACACAUGCCAGGACACCAUCGUGCUGCCACACAGUGGACGCAUACUGCAACAGCAACUCCACCUAACUCACAUGAUAUUGACCACCGAUGUGAAUCCAAUGUCUUUGUAUGAUCAUUAUGUAAAAAAUUUUGCAUUUUGAUUCAGUGUUGGCCAAGAGUGUUACUGUAAAACCUACUAUAUUUUAAAA
This is a messenger RNA of Etheostoma cragini (Arkansas darter), 2820 nucleotides long. RefSeq names its product RAS guanyl-releasing protein 2-like. Gene Ontology annotation, cellular component: plasma membrane. NCBI's taxonomy places the organism in Eukaryota, Metazoa, Chordata, Actinopteri, Perciformes, Percidae. Gene Ontology annotation, molecular function: guanyl-nucleotide exchange factor activity; calcium ion binding. Gene Ontology annotation, biological process: positive regulation of GTPase activity; Ras protein signal transduction. Bases 404 to 2506 code for a protein of 700 amino acids. The transcript has 16 exons. The record is from RefSeq and is a predicted model, not a curated record.